CUGAUCUACGAAUACCAUUCAAUGAAAUUGAUAAGAUUCGAUAGCUUUUUAAGCUUCUCAGGGGUCGAGUCGUGUACGCGAGAAUUUCCCCUGGCAGUUUAUUACUUGCACUUUCCUGUUCGUAUUUAACGAAGUUUGAAGUAAUUCGACAUGGAGAAGACACUUUUAGGUCAAGCGUCAGGCCCUUUCAGCUGUUAUCCAUGAUUUAAAUUUUUUCUAUAUAAAACGACUCGAGUGACUGGAUAAUGAAGCUGUUUAAAUUAAUUGUGCACCAGAAAAAUUUCAGUGGGGAAGACCUGAUAAUUAAUCCAAAAGAUUAUCCAGGUAUUAAGAAGGGAGAUGUCGUAGAGAUCUACCACCCCGAGGAUGAAUUUAGCAGGCUACUGCUGCAAGUCACUGCAUUGAAGGAGGACUUGCAGGGUCGAGAAACAAUUAGUGUAGAAAACAACAUUGCGUCGAUGUUCCAGUUGAGAACGUUUGCCGAUGUUUAUAUGAAUAUUGUAAAUCCGGAUGAUGUCGCUCUGGACUCGGUGGAGCUUACCUUUAAGGAUCAAUAUAUGGGAAGGAGCGAAAUGUGGAGGCUGAAGAAUAGCUUGGUUAAUACGUGUGUGUAUCUGAAUAAAAAGAUAGAAUUUUGUGGAGGCAGUAUAAGAUGCCAAGUCUAUGAAAUGUGGUCUCAAGGAGACCGUGUUGCUUGUGGGGUAAUUACAGAGGACACCAAAGUUGUGUUUCGUUCGUCCACCAGUAUGGUGUACCUCUUCAUACAGAUGAGCUCAGAGAUGUGGGACUUUGAUAUUCACGGAGAUCUGUACUUUGAGAAAGCGGUAAAUGGAUUCCUAGCUGACCUCUUUCAGAAGUGGAAGAAAAAUGGUAGCAAUCACGAAGUGACCAUAGUCCUGUUCUCUAGAACGUUUUACAGUGCUAGCAAUUUAGAAGAAUUUCCUAAUCACAUGAGAGAGUGUUUACAACAAGACUAUAGAGGUAGAUUUUAUGAAGACUUCUACAGGGUGGCUGUGCAGAACGAACGAUUCGAAGAUUGGAGUAACAUCCUUGUUCAGUUGCGUAAAUUAUUUACCGAUUAUCAAAAGAUCGUAUUGGAAUAUCACCAGAAACCCGGGAUUCCCAUGCCAAAGGCAUCAAACUCCACUGCUGCCCAAGGCAAUUUCUUAGAGGUCUUGAAUAUGUCUCUUAAUGUAUUUGAGAAGCACUAUCUGGACCGCAGCUUCGACAGGACAGGUCAGCUCUCCGUAGUCAUCACCUCAGGUGUUGGAGUUUUUGAAGUCGACAGAGAACUCACAAAUGUCACUAAACAGAGAAUCAUCGAUAACGGAGUGGGGAGUGAUUUGGUCUGUGUAGGCGAACAACCAUUGCACGCGGUGCCUUUAUUGAAGUUUCAUAACAAGGACACCUCUGUAAAUGCAGCGGAUGACUACAGUAUGCCACAUUGGAUUAAUUUGAGUUUCUAUUCGACGAAUAAGAAAAUUCCGUACACCACUUUCAUCCCGCGGAUCAAACUGCCCCAGAGAGUUUCCAAGCAAUCUCUGGAAAAUGGAAAAUUGUCCUGCAAAACGAAACUCUUGCAAGAGGAAACCAGAGAGUGCCUUCAUAAUACUCUUUUUGACUACGAUGCAUACGAUGCUCAGGUCUUCCAACUUCCACCGAUACACACUGCCAGCCUGCAAAGAGUUUCGACUCGGACGAAGAAAACGAGCGUGGCCUGUAUGGAAACGCACAACAAUGCACAAGCUUUGAAGCUCCUGAAGCGCAAAAUGUCAGACCCUGACAUCCAUCAUCCUCCUCCGGAGACUCCUCAUUCCCCUCCAACGAUCGCAGCACGAAGUGCAGCGAUUUCCAUCCCACGAAGAGCCGAGGAAACCGCCAGCAGCGAGUCCAAGGAACAGUCGAAUGGCAAAUCAAAGUCCUCCGUUAAGAGCGAUCUGACGGAUGCCGAAAUUUCUCCACCAUUCAGACACGUAGUCGGAAGUGCCGGGAGUCCAACAAAUACUGCCAGCCAACCCGCCAGCGUUCUCAGACCAGGAAGGGCACUCAUCAACCCCUUCGAUCCCUCCCAUGUCACUAUAAAACUCACUAGCAACCGAAGAAGAUGGACUCACAUUUUCCCCAAAGGACCUACGGGUGUCCUGAUUCAGCAACAUCACUAUCAAGCCAUUCCUACCAGGCCCAGCUCGGAGCAGCAAAGCGACGCUACUUCUAUGCUGAGCAGCUCUCCGGUCGAUCAGGCGACAACCUCCUCUUCGACGGGGCCUCCGACUCAGCUUCAGAUGCCAAGAUCGGCUUCGCAGACAGGUCUUCAAGAUCAGGUGAAAGCGAAGCUCCAGCGACCCAGUCUUCCUCCUGGCACCGUGGAGAAAAGUGGACCUUGCGGCUUGAACACCGGCAACAAAAGUCUAACCCUUCUGUGGGGUGCCACCGGAGAACAAGAAUGGACUCCGGCUCUAACGACAGCGAUCAUAGGCGUCGACUGGAAGUCCCUCACCAUUCCUGCGUGUCUGCCCAUCACCACGGAUUAUUUUCCGGACAAGAGGAGCCUGCAAAACGACUACGUUGUGUCCGAUUACAACCUUCUACCCGAUGACGUUAAUGCCGACUUUGCCCAGCAACGAGCGAUCUACAGGAAGCCCCUGACAACGGCCGAGGUGUUCAAGGAACUCGUGUCCCAGCGACUGGCGCAGGGAUUCCAAUUGAUAAUACUGCCACCGAACGAUAAGAACCAGGCUGCGACGCCUGGCAGCAACACCGUGCCACCGAUCAGCUCGGUAAUGAGAGGAAGACAGGCCGAAUCGGAGCCCCGAGAGGAAUAUUUCUUGAGCAUCGGAAGGAUCUUUCAUAAAAUUUCUCUGUGCGGUAAUUGCAUCACGGUAACGCGGUACAGGCCCCGGCACCCUUAUCCACCGUUCAACAUUCAUUAUCGCUAUCGAUUCCACGCACCCCAUCACGACACUUACGAGGUUUCCUGGGUUUCUUUUACUACGGAAAAGCUGGAGAAUUACAACUGGAAUUAUUUGGACCACUACAUCUGCACCAGGGGAGACACGGACUUCGCUCUGGUCGAGGCUUUGAAGUACUGGAGGUUUCGGGUGUUCCUGUUGCCUCUGCACAAUUCGGCGACUCGCAGGAUCCUGGAGGAGUCCCCGAGAUGCGACAUUUACACGCCACCCACGGCAGCGGAGCGGGCGACCCUGAUGGACGGGUUUCUGCGCUUCAUCGAGGUCUGGCUGAACAAGAUCCGUCGUCCGAACCCGAACAAGAGUUGGAGCCCGACUGCUCCGGGCGGAGUUUCGCCGAGAGACCCCGGCUCUCACCUGACCAGGCGCAGGCACAGCACCGGUUUAAUGUUCCUCGCCAACCAGACGAGUCUGGUCGGCAGCUCUCCCUUCAGGGAGCGACUCGGGAGCAACCGACUUCCUGAGAGACCACGGCCAAGGUCCGGGUCGAAGGUCAUGGACAGAGGGAGAGUGUCCCCUGCCAGCGAGGCCGUGCUUCCUCUGGCCCUGGAACAGCAGCAGCAGGAUCACCUGGAGACUAACGAGGAAAGCGCGCAUCCCGAGGUGACGAAGCUGAAGAGCAACGCCUCCAGCUCCGAGAUCCUGGAAGCCAUGAAGCACCCCCAAACGGGGGUAGGGUUCCUCACGCAGCAUCCCUCCGUUCCUAGUCAGACCUUCAUCAGCGCCGACGCGGUGCAAUGGCUGAACGAUCACAUCGAGGGUGGAAUUUCCAUAGAGAGCGCCAUAAACGUCAUGAAGGGGAUGAUCCAGGAGAAGCUGAUUUGCCACGCUUCCGGAGACUUCUCGAAGCCGUUCAUCCUGGGAUUUUACCUCUAUCACGUGGUGCAGGACAAAGAGGGCCAGAAGGGUGGAGACUACUCGCCACCCUUGGGGGAUCUGCAGAGCUUCGAGAACGAGUGGGUCGAGGUCGAGACGAAGGCACCGAAGGGCUGGUGCGAGCCGAACGCGCCGACGAUCUUGCCCUCGGUCUCUUCCCCGAUCUCCAUUCCGAGCUGCGACCCCGUCGACGAGUCCGACGUGCCGGCGUUCCUCCGGGACGACCUGGAGACGGGCGGCUCCACGGAUGAGAGAGACUGGAGGGGGCCGCCGUACAAGCACACUCAUCUGGACAUCGACAUCAACAACAAGAGCGACAGGAUCGAGUGGGGCCAUCUGAGGUAUCAGUCGCUCUUCAAAGCGGACCAUUCCUACGAGCUGGUGGUCCAGUGGGUCGCAGCCUCGGGUAGCAUCGUCGCGGAUCUCAUCUUCGUCUGGCAGCGCAAGGCGCAGAUGUGCGGCAUCCAGAUGAUCCCCAUCCCCAGCGACUUGUUGGCCCUGCCGUUCACCCUGAAGAGCGACCCUCUCAGAGGCCCCAUAUUCAUCCCCUUGAACACCGAGUGCCUGAUGGCCAACAAGCAGUACCUCUUCGAGGAGUUCCGAGAGGACACCUACGCCCAGAGGCUCUUCCUCUUCCAGGAAGCCAUUCUCCAGAGGUUCGGCUUCGUGCCUUGCCUCGUCGAGUGCAACGAGAACGACCACCAGUACGUCCACAUUACCGGGAACGCUUUUAUUCUCGUGCCCUCCACCACUUGUCCGAGACCGCGACCCAGAACGGGAACCAACGUCGUCAGGAGGAGCACCGGGCAGAAAAGGUACCCCGUACAUCCGGAUCAGCCCAGUCCCCACGAAGCGUACAUCACCAGGCACGUCAGUGGGAAGAACAAGGACGACUACAGCAUGGACAGGAGGAUGGGUUUCCUCUGGUCCUGGAACCACAUGCUCAGUCGGAAGUGGAAGUCGCUGUCCACCUCCGCCGGGGACGAGCUCUUCCAGAAGAAGCUCAUCCAGGAUUUCCGGCACUUUUGCUCCAAUGGAGAUAACAGGUUGAAAAUAUUUUGGGAGUCUUGCUGGGAACUGAAGGAGAGGUCUUGCACGCGAACGAAAGCGUGAAAUGGUGUCUAGUUUCUAGCUGCAUCGA
Molecule: messenger RNA, 4983 nt
Organism: Orussus abietinus
Lineage: Eukaryota; Metazoa; Arthropoda; Insecta; Hymenoptera; Orussidae
Gene: Iml1
Product: GATOR complex protein DEPDC5
Exons: 25
Coding region: 246-4955 (1569 amino acids)
Biological process (GO): positive regulation of autophagy; intracellular signal transduction; negative regulation of TORC1 signaling
Cellular component (GO): lysosomal membrane; GATOR1 complex
Molecular function (GO): GTPase activator activity
Source: RefSeq, a predicted model, not a curated record